AUGGAGGCUCUCGCUACUUCCACUGCCGUCGGCACUUCCUUGCAGCGGCUGGUCUCAAGGCAGUCGUCCAGCGUGUCUCUGCGACCCAAUGCGACUGCUGCCAGACGUUUAGCCUGCACUUGCGCUGCUGCAGGCGACGGCGAUGCGGGUCAGUCGUCGGAGCCCAAGUGGAAGCAGAAGCUCGCAGCGGCUGAAGCUCAUGCGGAGCAAACCCGUCAGGCCACCGCCAGGGCGCAGGAGGAGUAUCGGCGCAGACAGAUGGCGCAGCGGAAGAGCGAGGCAACCGGGGGGGCAACAGCCGGAGCAGCCGCAGGAGGAGCGGCAGCAGCAGCUGGAGCGCACCCGCGUAUGGCGGAUCUAGACUGGGUGCCGUAUCUUACAGAGGAGGGGCUUAUAUCGGAUUGCACGCAAGCGGGAGCCAAGGCGUCCGUGUAUGGCAUCUACAAUGACGACAAAGUGCUACAGUACAUCGGCGUGUCUCGCCAGGUGUACCAGAGCAUGCGGCUGCACUUCGCGCGGGUACCGAGUGCAUGUGCGUGGAUAAAGGUGACCCACAUCACGCGCCCCUCCAAGGCGGUGCUAGAGGCAAUCAAGGACCAGUGGAUUGCAGAGAACGGGGCUGCCCCCCCGGGGAAUGACGAGGGGCCGGAGCAGAACCGGUGGGAGAACCCUCUUGACUGCAAGCCCCUCAUGACUGAGGAAGAGAAGAAGUCAGUGGACUAUGCUGCUCCCGGUCCUCCCAAGGCCAAGGCACUGAAGGAGGUAGCGAGACGAGUGGAGAGGGAGCUAGAGGCGGCGUUCAAGGCGCGGAAUUGCAAGGAGGUGCUCCGGUUCGACCCCAAGCUCAAGGAGGAUGGGUUGUUGGACCUCAAGAGCACGGCCGCCCGGGCUCCUGAUACGGCUAAGCCCUACAUCUUCGACGUGCGCACUCGUCCCCGCUCGAUUACCUCCGUUACAGGAACAAAAGAUCUGCAGAUGGUGAAUCUGACACUGCGAGUGCUCUCCAAGCCGGAAAACACCCACCUGCCGACCAUUUUCAAGACCCUCGGCACGGAUUACGAUGAGAGGGUGCUGCCUUCUAUCGGCAACGAAGUGCUUAAAGCCGUCGUGGCUCAAUUCAAUGCGGAUCAGCUACUCACAGAGCGUCCAUAUGUGUCGAAGCUUGUGCGGGAGGCGCUGACGCAGCGAGCCAAGGACUUCAACAUCGUGCUGGAUGACGUGGCACUGACCCAUCUUUCGUAUGGCGCAGAGUUCUCCAAGGCUGUUGAGCAGAAGCAAGUUGCCCAGCAGGAGGCUGAGAGGUCCAAGUUUGUGGUGAUGAAGGCGGAGCAGGAGAGGCUGGCAGCGAUCACACGGGCAGAGGGCGAGUCUGAGGCUGCCAAGCUG
Molecule: messenger RNA, 1386 nt
Organism: Closterium sp. Naga37s-1
Lineage: Eukaryota; Viridiplantae; Streptophyta; Zygnematophyceae; Desmidiales; Closteriaceae
Source: the annotation of a GenBank genome assembly